UGUGUGUACGCCGCGAGUGAGACAACAACCUAAUAUAUAAAAGUGACGAUCAAUAAUAUUAUACAAAAAUGAAUUGGUGAAUGUUAUGUUCAACUGUGUAUUCAUUUACCUACAUAACACUUUAUUUUAAAUGAUAUAUAUAUAUAUAUAUAUUAUUUUAACUAAUAUAUAUUAUUAAACAUGAUAUCCAUUGAUCAUGAAAGGCUUCAAUCAGAAUCUAUCAAUUAUGCUAAAUCUUUUUACGAAUUAUUCAAGAAUACCGCUGAUAAUCAAAGGUCAAAAAAUGAUUGGAAGAAAUGUAAAAAGACUCGAGCCAGUAAAAAGAGGGAGAAAAAAAAGCUGGAUAUCAGCGGAGAUUUAAAUAGUGCAGGACCUCCAGAAAUAGAAUUAUCUAGCAAUGCAUCAGCAUUUGCAGUGUUUGCUAGCGUACGUGACUCGAUACUCGAGAAGAAUUCACGUCUGACAAAUCACGAACUGUCAAUAAAGUCAUCAACAAAUUGUAGCUCAACAUCGCCACCACCACCCGAAUUAAGUGAUACGAUAGACACUGACAGUGACGAUGAAGAUCGUAUCUCUUCGAUACAAAAUUUACCUAAAAUAGUGGGCAUAGGAUUGAGGAGUGUAUUUACAUUGAUGCGUGAAAGUAGAACAGUUGAUUCGCAAUUGUGUACAAAGUCGUUGUGUGCCUUGUUGGAUAUACUGCAAGGACAGUUGCCAGAAGGUCUUAAGUCUGAGCCUGACGAUGUUAUUGAACCGCUUUUUGAUUUGUUGUUGGACUUAGCAACCUCUCAUGGACCUGAAUCAACGGUUGCUAACGACGGGACACACUUGACUGCUGUUGCUUGUGCUUGUUUAUUAAGUCUCGUGGUAGUUCGGGGUGAUACUGGCCGGUUAUUGGCAGCAAUCGCUGCGUUGUUGAUGUGUCCACGUGCUCUGGCUGUGCAAAACAUUCGUAUGCCCUGUGUGUUGACGUCCUUGCAACGCAGCGUAGAAGCUGUUCUUUUGGGCAAAAUUACAAGGCCUGACUGGAUCACUUACGGAGUUCCAAAAAAUUCAAAAAUUUACACAUUUAAUUUAAGACUGACUACCGAAAUUAAUAAUCUAGUUUUGAAUGGAAAGAGUUUUGUCAGCGAUGGUAAAUAUUUAUACUUACAUACUAACAGAGGAUUGCUGAAAAUUGGUAGUGGGUACGGUGGUUCUGUCGGUGGUCAGCUUUAUGCUCACAAACCGGAUUUUUAUCCGGCUGAAAUUGGCUGGUUGGGUUAUGCUAAUAAUGCUUUAUACUUUAAAUGCGCGCCAAAAAAACAGUGUGAAUUGUUGGAGUUAGAUGCUGAAACUUUGAAUGUUAGAGGUAUUGCUGUUUUGGAAGGCAAAGAUUGGCCGUCCUCUGUUAUGUUUUCUGAUGGUGAUAAUUUGGGAAUGAUUACUGCAGGAAAGGAUGAAGGUUUCGUGGUCCGGACAAUAAAUACUCUAAGCAAUCCAGUAACAGUAACAUCUGAAUUACCAUUAAAAUUAGCACGAAAGUGUGUUGACGCAUUUGGAUGGGCUACAUUCGACGAAGAACAAGCUAUUCAUACAUUGAGUCCAGGUUGUGACGAUGAAGUGGUAUCAGUUAGCGCGGGCAAAGAGUUUUGUAUUCUAAAAACAACAACAGGAAAAUUGCUGUAUACCGGAAAAGGCAGUUGCCUAGGUAUGAAAAGUAACACACGACCGAACCGCUGGUUGGAAUUUACUUUGGGAAAAGGAUCAAAAUGUUUGCAAAUAGUCGCUGGCCACGAUGGCCAGCAUCUCGUUCUAGUCAUGGAAGAUGGUACAGUAUUUUUUGCGGGUACAGCAAGACGCGGUGAAGAUGGCGAUAGCAAUAAAAUGCGACGUGCUUUGAAGCCGGCUAAACCAAAGAAAAUACUUAAAGUUGAGGGUCAUUUUAUAAUUGACGCAGCUUGCAAUAAUGGCUCAACAGCUCUUGUCUCCAAAGAUGGAUUGUUGUUUAUGUUUGGAAAAGAUACAUUACAUAGUGAUCCAACCACGGGUAUCGUUAAUGACCUUAAAGAUGUAUUUGUCCAAAAAGUAGCUCUCGGAAAAGCUCACGCUGCUGUUAUAACGAAUAAAGGGCAUUUGUAUACUUUUGGGAUCAAUAAUAAAGGCCAGUGUGGAAGAGAUUUUUCCGUAACUCGACCAAUUAAUAAAGAAGUUACGGUGGUGGCUAUGGAAACAGGCACUGGAGAAGAUGAAUUAAUAAUUGCUGAAGAUGAAGCGGGUGAACAGAGUGAAGAAUGGGAAGAAGCAAGAGGUAUGUGCCCACCUGGUCAGCAUCAAUGGAGACAUCGUGCUUGCAUGGUCUGUACAAUAUGCCGUGAAUGCACUGGUUUUGGUAUAUCAUGUUUGAGCAGUAUUUUACCUAAUCGAAAUCCAAAAAGACCUGGACAGGAGUGUGGCUGUGGUGUAGGAGAUAGUGGUUGUGCCGAGUGCGGUUGUUGUAGAAUUUGCGCACGAGAAAGCUGUGACAACGGCGGUGACAUGGCUGUAUUUGGACCAUCGGGUGGUGGAGAUUUAGGCAUGAUGAGAUUGCACAUGUUAUUUGAAGGGAGAUCGGGUUCUAACUUCAAAGAAUAUCUGAAACGCCGGCUCGAAGAGCGUAAACAACGCCAGAAAAUAAAAGCUGGUCCGAGUGUUGUCCAGUGGUCGGGAAUUAAAAUGAAAGGAGCUAAUAAUCAAAGACCAGUCGGUUCAAGUGUAGUAGCGAGGAAAACCGUGUCUGGAAAGCUCCCGUUAAGUAGCGUCCUUACAGAAGACGGGAUCAGUGGUAGCGGUGGCAGUGAUGCUGAGCGAGGUGAUGCUACGCGUAUUGCCAGUAUUCCACCAGCACGUGUGCCAAUUCCCAGCGACAGUCCAGUCAUUCAAGUCGCCUGUGGUCUUCAUCAUACAGUCGCUCUGCUUCAAAAUGGGGAAGUUUUUAGUUUCGGUAGUAAUCUUUACGGACAACUUGGAGUUGGCGAUUUAAUCGCUCAUGCUGGUCCAGUUCAAGUUAAAAUACCAACAGCGGCUACGCAAAUUGCUGCUGGUAGUAAUCAUACAGUUGUAUUGACUGUCAAAGGAGAAGUUUAUACAUGCGGAGCUUAUCAGAAAGGACAAUUGGGUAUGAAUUGGUGGAACGGCCAAAAUGAAUCAAAUACCGCCCGUAGAUCCGAACGCUCCCAACCCUGGCACAGUUUUCCAAACAUAGUCCCAAAUAUCGGCCCUCGAUGGGGCAGACGAGCCACGUGGAUCGGCGCAGCGGGCGACCAAAGUUACAUAAAAGUCGACGAAAUAAAUUCCAUAAGCCUAGCCAAGAGUACAGUAAUGGCCAACAAAAACUGUAUCAUCCUAAUCCCUCACCAUUACGAGCACGCGAAUACCUUCAAAAGUCUAGUGAUAAACAAACGCGACGGUAGUUGUACAAGUUACAGUGGCAACGACCAAGUAGAUUUUUCCCACAGUGCCGCGUGUUUAGAUUCUCUUUACAACGUAAUUUGGACAUUUAACCCGUCAACUUACGAAUUGAGUCCGCAUAACAUAAUAACAACCGAGUCUCGAAACAUCCCAACCUUAAACGCUACAAUAUUAAGCCCAGGUCUAGCAUUACCAGUAGUGUCAACAUGUUUCGUAACACGUACCCAAGCAGCAAUGCAUCUUUUAAGUUGUCUUGAUACCCUAACACAAGCCCAAGACGAGCGUUUGACAGUAGUCGAAGAGAACGAAACAAGCCAAUCGAAUCACGACAAAAUUUACAGCAGAGAAGAUUUUGUCACAGUUAAUAGAUUCGAAAAUCACGGUGGGGGGUGGGGUUACUCCGGACAUUCCGUCGAGGCAAUACGAUUUAUGAGUGACACUGACAUUUUAUUAGGCGGGUACGGUUUAUUCGGCGGUCGCGGGGAAUACGCGGCUAAAAUAAAAUUGUACGAUAUCGGAAUUGAAGGCGGUGACCAAGAAAGUGACGGAGAAUUGUUGGUAGAAACUGAAGAAAUUCCUUAUGAAUGUGAACCACGGCAAAAAUACUCAAUAUUAUUCGACGAACCGGUGCCACUGCAAGCCAACCGGUGGUACGUAGCCUGGGUAAAAGUAAGCGGCCCGUCCAGCGACUGCGGCUCUGGAGGACAAGCUGUUGUAACAGCCGAAGACCAGGUAAUGUUUUACUUCAAAUCUUCCAAAAAGUCCAACAACGGGACUGACGUUAAUGCCGGGCAAAUUCCUCAACUACUCUACCGCGUGAUAACACCCGAUAACCAAUCAACGAACCGCCCAAGAGACCAUAUUGAACCCGUGUAUAUUUUGCGGAGAGAAUUUAGCAGAACUGUCACUAAAGACUGCUUUCAGUCGCUGAUAUCAUUGCUCCAGUGGAGCUGGAACACUCUUAAAGCCGGAUUGUCGGAUACGUCUCACAGAUUGCCUACCACCUCUUAUCACUCGGUACUAGAAAUGGAUCACUUGGUUUACAUAAGUAAUGCAAGUUUGAGACUAUUACGUACGUAUACCAAUGAGAUUUAUCCAAAUCAGCCGGGUAAAAAGACUCCGCAGGAAUCAGUGAGACUUGCUGAGAGCAUCGGAGAGGUCCGAGCGCUCUUAAGACAAAUUUUAGCCGACGCGAUGCCAUUAAACACCAAAAAGGGGAAAAUAAAAUUUAAAGGCAGUAAAUUGGUAGAAAGUAACGCGGGUAAUAAAAUGAUAGAUCUGAUUCUUGACGAGUGUCACAAAACUUUCGUAGCUUGCUACCACGCGUUUUACCCCACGGCGUACUUGAAGUGGACAUCGCUGUGUGAGUUGCUUUCGGAGAUUGAUAAAGAGCUGGGAACCUCGCCAAAGGACAGAUUGUUAUCGGCAGUUCUUGCCUCGCUGUGCAAUUCUAUGGUACGGUUAAGGUGUACGUUUCCUAUAUUGAGCAACGUGAUGGACAGCAGCGAUGGUAUUAAAAGGCAACUUAGUCCCUCAGACAAUUCAGGAUUGCCGAUGAUGAAUUCUUCAGAGCCCCAUCAGUAUCCUAUUUUGGUAGAGCAAAUGAGUUAUAAGUCACAGAUUGAAAGUAUAGGACGUCAAGUAUUGAAUUGGUCGUUUCGCGAAGUGCUUGAUAGGCUUUUAGACCUUAUUUUGAUCCCCGUAAAAAGAUCUUUGUGCAGGGAAAAGAAUUAUUCAUUGAAGGGUUUAAUAAUGCACUGCUGUUAUUUAUUAGCGCGGGUUAUUGCUGAAUUAGCGGCACAAUCAAGCGGAAAUGAGGAUGAAUUACAAGCAGCUUGUGGUAAAUUUAUGUACACAACACCGUCAAGAUUUACGCGUACUAAUCAAACGCGUACGUGGAAUACGGGUAAUGGUUCACCAGACGCUAUUUGUUUCACUGUCGAUCGUCCGGGUAUUGUAAUUGCCGGUGUUGGUAUUUACGGCGGUGUCGGGAUGUAUAAUUAUGAACUAGAGUUACUUGAUGAUCAAAAUAACACCGGUAAUGAUCCAUCGCACACACAAAGAUGGAGUAGCUUAGAUUUUACACGUGGAUCAUUUGGACCUGAUGAUUGUGUAAAUGAUAUUGUCGAGCUAAAAUUUUCAAAGCCAAUUAGUAUAAAGGAGAAUGUUAAAUAUGCGAUAAGAUUACGUAAUCAUGGUGGAAGAACUAGUAAUGGUGACGGUGGGUUGAAUAUGAUUCGCGGUCCAGAUGGUACUAAUUUUACAUUUACCGCUUGUUCAUUGAGUUUCAAUGGAACUACGCAAACACGUGGACAAAUACCUCACAUACUUUAUUAUUCUAAUCCUCAGGACUCGGAAAGUCCACACACGAGUAAGGCCAUCGCGGAAAUGCAGGCACGUAAGUGUACGCUCGCGAUGACAAUGACAAUUGUAACACGUGCCAAUGAAAUUUUAGCAUUAGCACGCGAACGUGCUGAAGAUAUUGUUACUACUGAGGUGUUGGGUAAUGCAACGUUUGUUACUACACUAUUGCCACUGGUGAUGGCGCAUCUAGGGCCACUUGCUACCUCUGAUCCGCGUAGCGCCGUCCAGGUAUUGACUCUUAUUCAAGAAAUGCUACCGCAUGUAGCUGGCUUGAAUUUAUUAACAGCUAUGGGAAUGUCGCAAUCGCAAGAUAGUGAUAAUCAGUUACACACGAGCUCACCGACCACUACCAGUCAUCACUAUACUUGGGUUGAAAGUGAGCAUCCUUAUAAGCCAGCUAGCGUGUCGCAUUACAAAGUUACCUUUCCGGAGACUGUUAAGUGGAUGACCAUUGAAUUCACACCUGAAUGUGGGACUUCUCAGCCUGAAGAUUAUCUCCAGCUUUAUAUUCCUAAUAGUAAUACUUUUUGUGGUAGUAAUGGGAAUAAUAGUGGUAAUAGUAAUUUUAAUAAUGGGGUUAAUAAGAAUACUGAGGAGAGUUGGUCAUCAAUUUAUUUGCCGGUGCUGCAUAAAAUGAGUAAUGUUGCGAGUCAAUGGCCCCAAUACGCUAUUGUAUUACCGGGUAAUGAAGUUAUAUUUUCAUUGGAGACUGCCUCUGAUUAUAUGAAAGAUGAUAUGUCGGUUACUUAUGGGUUUAAGUGCUUGGUUAUUGGUUACGACUGGAUCACGGCGGGGAAUGGACUCAAAAAUUUAGAGAUUGAAUUGUCCUUUUUGGGUGGCGCGUGUGCUGCUAGUCUUAUGAAGAAAAAUCUUAUCCUGCCAGCUGUUUCAAUGGAAGAAGUGGAGGAUAAUGUCAAGAUUGCUCAAGAAACGGCUCGAAAAAUAUUUGCUGCUCAUUCAUCACUUCUAGGCAGAGGAUUUGCGCUGGCUACAUCUCCUACAGUUACACAGGCACUUGAUGGCGUUCUUCCGUUUAGUUGUCACUCAAAUGAGAGACUAUUCCUCAGGGAUUUUGUUGUUUGCUCGGCUGGAACGAGCGGCGGCAGGCUUGCACGGUGGCUCCAGCCUGACAGUUUUGUGGAUCCAUCGAAAUGUGAAGCGAUUUAUGCCAAGGAAGAUAUGAAAUGUGGUUGGCCUGCAAUUGUUACUAUUCUCACGAGAGAUCAGUAUGGAGAAGUUGUUCAUGUACCUGGCUUAAAGAUUGAAGUGAAAGCUGUUCCAAUAGAUAAAAAAGACAUAACUGAUGCGGACCAGGGGAGAAAAAUUCGUCGUAUUUCUCAACCUGACCCCAUGACAUUCGGAGGGCACCCACAGCCCUCAUUAGAUAUACCCUACGAAGUAACUGUUAAUAAUAAAAUGUGUUUUUACGCGAUAACAAUAAUGAAGGCCUACCAAAAUUACUCGUUCGAAGAACUGAGGUUUAUGUCACCCGCAGUUAAACGCUCGAGUGAGAGCAUGCUAGUCAGACCUAAUGGUGAUGGCAGUUACAGCGCAACGUGGACACCUUCCUCGGUUGGCUGGUACUCGCUUAUGAUCACCAUUGAUGGAUAUAAUAUGGAAAAUAGUUAUAAAGUAGAAAUAAAAGAACCACCUCAGGGAAUGCAUCCACCCUCACAGAGUAUUGUUAAGAAACCUCAACAUCAACCAAGUAGACUUAGAAAAUUUGUUAUGAAAAAUAGCGCAGGAUUGAGAAUAAGAGCACAUCCGUCCUUGCAAAGCGAACAAAUUGGGAUUAUAUCUAUCAACGAUACUAUUACAUUUAUAGAAGAGAUUCACAAUGACGAUGGAGUGUGGUUGCGAUUAAAUUCAGAGACGAUAAAAAACUACUGUAGCAAAGGAUACACAGAAGCCUGGUGUCUUGGUUACAAUCAGCAUUUAGGAAAAAGUUUUUUAGUACCAAUAGAUGAGCCAAAAUCAAUUCUCGACCAAGUUCGUAAAGAAGUAUCUUUACGAAAGCGUUUAGAGUCUUCAGAAGACAAAAGGAAAAAUAUUGGAAUGAGCGAUUGGGGCUGGACGGCGAUAAACGGAGAAAGAACCAUGGUUGUUACAAAAGCCGGUGCUUCUGGACACAAUAUAAGAAGUAGGCCAAGUUUAAAAGCUGCUCCUGUUGGUAUGUUAGCUCUUGGAGACGCUGUUAAUAUCGAGGAAUAUUGGGUGAACGGAGAUGGAACGUGGAUUCGCAUUGACGAAGACUCAGCCUCAAAGUACUGCUUCAAUCCCGGCGAGGCUUGGUCGCUGGCUAUUGACAAGCACGGAACAACACACAUGAAAGCUAAACACGACAGCGAAAAUGAGCCACCGGAAAAACGUACUCCAAUUACCGUUGAAAGUACAACAAAAUCACCGGUAAACAAAGGGUUUGAUUUUUCAAUUCCUUCUGGCAGUCACGACGGAUUCGCAUUCUCGACGCCCAAUUUUUCAGCCACUAUCGCUGGCAACAGCGAUCCCGGAGAAAGUAUUAAUCCAUUUGUCUUUAAAUCUCGGAGCCAAAGCUCGCCAGGGAGCGAUAAAUAUAAUUUAGAGAAAAACGACGUUUCUCCAAAAUACAGCAAAGUACAUUCGAAAGAGCGCGUUGCUAAAGAUAGGGAACGCGAGGGCAGCGGUAAGUUUAGUGCAUUGCAGAAAUGGCUCAGGGGUGACGAUAAAGGGGACAAGAGGAGUUCCGGAAGAGAUUUUUCUGAAUUUGUCGGCGUAUCGGUAAAAGAAUUGGUAAAAGCAAUGGGCGAAAGCCGCGCUAAUGGUAACGGCGCAACCCCGCCAGAAACCCCGCGAAGGUUAUCAAGAAGUUCAUCGCCUAAAAACCCUCAAGGUGGGUCUCCGAGAUUGCACAGCAGGUCUUCUAGUCCGGUUGCGAUACCUGCUGGACCCAGUCGUCAGCCUGCUGGUUCUGGCAAUUGUCUCAUUCCUCCUGUCGCUAAUGCUCCAGGUGGGAGAAGUUUGAUUGAAGGGGGAGGGAGUGCUGGUAGCAGUCCCUUGCACUACGGCUCCCCCCGAAGUGUCGGGCUCUCCCCUUUAGUAUCAGGCGGAAUGUUGGACAGCGGAGCGUCCCACCGCCGAGGGUCAACCCAAAGUGACACAAGUGCCUUAGUCAGUAGCCUGACACGUGAUCCAUCAGCGUCACCUAGCGGAAUAAGCAGCGCAGCAAAUACCCGCGAUAUUUCACCCAGUCCCAGUUGUAGUUCCCUUCAAAUGCGCUCAGAGGGCAGUAUCGCGAGUCCCCCGGAUACGCCGCGUAAGGAACCGGUACCAAUUCAGGAACCGGUUCCUCAGACCCCCCACCACCACCAGAACCAAUACCAAAAUCAAAAUUCAAACGAGAAGAAAGUAUCUCAAGCUCAAACCCAAACCAGCCCUGAGAACGCGAUGAUAAAGGGCCACUUUAGCAUCGGAGCUUCGGGAAAAGAAGACCGUCACUCUCCAAAAGUAACCCGUCGGAGCCAUAUGAAGAUCGCAAAAACCCGAACGAAACGCGCGAUAUCCCCGGCGAACAUUCAGUCCCAACAAUCAUCACCCAGCACCGCGCGAAUGUUGAAUCUGAAUAAAGACAAGGUUAAAGAAGCCAUGAGUCCGUCAGUAGCCGAGUGUCUUCGUGCCGUUUUCGCGGCUUUUCUCUGGCACGAAGGGAUCGUUCACGACGCAAUGGCUUGCGCUAGUUUCCUGAAGUUCCAUCCGGCUUUGCCGAAAAACGGAGCUUUGGUAGUCACCCGACAGCCGGUAAUCCACGACAAAACGGAUAAGAACAAAGACGAGCUUACGAAAGAACAACGCGCGCGACAAAGGCAUUCUGUUGAAGUGACCACAGCGGGAAAUUAUCUCCACAUUCAGCCAAGCACUCUUGAGGCAUUGACUCGGUCUGCUGCUAAUGCAAACGCAAAUCGCAAUCGUAACAAAAAGCAAGAGGUGAUUGCAACAAACCCCUCUGUGAUGAUCAAAGAAGAAGUUUCAAGCAACAAACUUAUGGCUUUGCCUGAAACUCACACAGUUGCUGUUCUUCCUCCGGCUUUAAAGAGCCUCGUGUUUCUCUGGGAAGAACUCAGUGGCAAUUGCAUUCAGGCUAUUGAAGAACAAACGAUGUUUCCGAGUCCUAUUUCGCAUUUUCUACUCAAAACGCCUAAAAAAUCCGGUGAUAAAGAUAAGGAUAAGGAUAGGGAUAAUAAAGAAAAUAAAGAUGAUAAAAUGUCUAGUGUAAAUAUUGGUAGUGUUAAUAAGGAUAAGGAUAAAAAAGUAACGAAAAAAAAGAAAGAUUUGAACAAAAUAAUAAACAAAUUUGGAUUUUCUGCGGGAGAAAAUACCGGAGAAUUGGAAACAACUUGCGAACUUUGCGGACUAAUGUUCCCUCAUCCGAUAACUUACCACAUGAAGACAAUGCAUCCAGGUUGUGGGUGGCAUUCCGGUGGUAUGGGGUACAAUAAUGUCGGUAAUUACUGUUCAGGCUGGGCGGGAAAUUGCGGAGAUAGUGAUUUUGGCGGUACAUGCUGGUAUUUGAUUUGCGAUGAGUGUCGCGAUAAUUACUUGCAAAUACGGAGGAACAAAAUGGGAAAUAAAAAACUCCUUAAUGGAACGAGCUUACCCGCUACAGCAAGGCGCAAAGGUAUAAAGACAUUUUUGUCGCCUAUAAACAGCCCCAGUAGCAAUGACGCGCAUAUCGUGAUGAAGAACAACGCGAUGUUUCUAUUGGACCUUUCUAGCGCUUCAGGAGUUACAAUUCCCAAGCAGCAACGCAGGCCGUCGCAAACUUUGACCUCAGUAGCUGAAAAUUACAGUCCUCCGGAAGUUACGGCCGGACCGUUUCCGCCUACUGGACCGUUCCAAUGCUUGCAGGCGCUGGGUGUCCAUCACUCUUCAAGUGCGUUGAAUGAAGAACGUUAUUAUGAAGAAACGUUGCGUCGGCAAAACAGCCAAGGAAAUUACGAGGCCAAUUACAAUAACUUCAGCUGCAACUACGGCAGCAAUGGCCGUCCGUUGUCCGAAUGUCCGAUGAGCGACAGCGAUAGUGAAGGCGCAAGACGCGGAACUGGCGUUGGAGCCUUCCACAGGUCAGUUUCGAUGUCAACUGGCGCGCCUUGGGCUCGGAACAGCAAUGACGGCCGCGUUGUGAUGAUGCGAAAGCGCAACAACAGCAGCAGUGAAAUGAACACCGAGGCUGGCUCGUCGUUGCUUUGCUACCCUUCAGCAGCUUUGCAAAAGCUUGUUCCCUCGAUGGACCAAUCGGCAAUCGUUGCAGUAAAUCAGGAAGAAAUUUCCAGCGUAGACCGCGUUGAAAUGCUUACAAGACCAGUUAUGCUGUUCGUUUUGCAGCAGCACAACCUCCAACACUUGCAGCUUGCUAUGAAACAAGCGCUGCGUCGAUCUGCUUGCAGGAUUUACGCAAUGCAAGCGUUCAAUUGGCUCUUAAGAAGCGUGACGCAGCCAAUGGGCUUGCAUGAUCUGCUCUGGUGGUUCAUGGCAUUUCUGACACCCGCCACUCCUGAUUUAGACGUCGAAGUCGACAACCACGUGGAGCGCAAAGAGGAUCUCGACAUGACGGGAGUCUACGAGCAUCCUUUGAGCGAUCUAGCUAUCGCUGGAGAAGCCAUUAAUCCGCUGCCUAGUGUCUUCCACACUUUGCUGCAGACAAUUUCUGACUUAAUGCUGCUUCCUCCUCCCGGCUCGCCGCUUCAACAGGCCGCGGUUCAGUGCUGGGGGAUAAAAUUCACCACUGCUGAUCACAUGUUUCUGCACCGGAGCCACGUCUUCAGUAACAUCAGCAAGAUUCUUUCAAGGUCAGAAGAGGAAGAAGAUGUAACUAUGAGCAUGCAUGAAAGCCACCAGUCUACGUUUUCUCAGCCGAUAACUGCGUCGGUGGAGGCGCUUAAGGAUCUGACUGCUGGGGUGGAAAUAAAAGGCUCCAGCAGGCAGGCGAUGAUAGGACACUUGACUGAUAACUCUACUGAAACAUUCUGGGAGUCUGGGGAUGAAGAUAGAAACAAGACCAAGACUAUCAGUAUUAUUUGCAGCGCUCAUACAUUCCCGAGGAUGGUUUACAUUCAUAUUGACAACUGCCGCGAUCUGACUCACAAAGUUACCAGUGUUACUUUCCAAUCUGGGGUUAAUGUGGACGAAAUGAUCAAGUUGAAGACAGUAGAGAUUGAAAGCCGUUCUGCUGGGUGGGUCAGCUGUCCUAUCACCGAUCCAAGACACAUUAUUAUUGGUUUAGAAUUCAAAGGUCCUGAUAAUUCGCUUAGAGUCAGGCAGAUUCGCGUGUUAGGAGAAACUGAAGGCGAGCCGCUGAAAAUUGGCAAGCAAUUGAGCACUCAGACGAUUCAACAGCGUAAUUGCGAAGCUGAGACUCUUAAAGUAUUCCGGCUGAUCACUUCUCAAGUUUUUGGAAAGCUCAUUCAGGGUGAAAUGAUGCCGCAAAGACGGCAGCAGCAAGAAUCUGAAGCUAAUGAUGAAUUAGAGGAGAGCAAUGACCUUCGUGAGCACAUGGUAGGAAUCUUAUUCAGCCGCAGUAAAUUGACACAUUUGCAAAAGCAAGUUUGCAGCCAUAUUGUCCAAGCGAUCAGAAAAGAAACUAUUAGGCUUCGCGAAGAAUGGGAGCUACUUCUUUGCUCACCGACUCCAGCAAACAGUAUUCUCAGCGAAUCAAGCGACGUUCCUAAAGCUUCUGACACUUACUGCUUCGAAAUGUUAUCAAUGGUUCUUGCAUUAAGUGGCAGCGCAGUAGGCAGAAACUAUCUUUCGCACCAAUACGGGCUGAUAAAGGAUAUAUUAAGCCUUCUUCACACCGGAUCAGCGCGCGUUCAGCGGCAAGUAACCUCCUUGCUGCGCAGAAUCUUGCCAGAAAUAAAGCCAGAACAUUUUGCUAAUGUAUUAGGAGUCGAAAGAUUACCUCCGUCGGACUUUAGCAUAGUUUCAGUGACCAAUAGCGGAAGCGCAAGCUCUUCUAACUUCGAUGAGCACGCCGCGGGAAUUCUGGACGUGUUUCUGAGCUGCAUUGCCAAGACCUUGGCGGUCCAAGUCAAGAUCAAAGGGAAGGAGAACAACGGCAAGGCACUGCAGACAGUUUCUCUGGCGACUAGCAUCCACCCGAAGAGCUACGUUGGUUCUAGGUGGUGGUUAAGGGGGUGCAUGACGCGGAAGCUCGCAGAAGUUAUCAUCCAGCUGCUGAAAGACAUGGCAACGGGGAAGUUAUCAGACACUUGGGCAGCGGUGACGAAAGCUGCGAUUGCGGAGAAUAUUUUGAACUUAACAAGGUUGGACGAGAAACGUCGUGAGCCUAAUGAGUGUCUGCAUACGCCCACACUGUGGCUUGCACUGUCUUCCCUGUGUGUAUUGGAUUCUGACCACGUCGAGCGUCUGUCCUCGGGCCAAUGGAAUGCAAGCUUGGACGGACAACCGCCACCACCUCGUCCCACUUGCAGCAACCACGACGAUGAGGAAACCACCGCGAUAAUUCAGUGCAAUGUUUGCGGUAAUUUGUGCGCAGACUGUGAUCGCGUUCUGCACUUGCACCGGCGGACUAGGAUGCAUAUGAGGCAGGUUUGCAAAGAAGAGGAGGAAGCUAUCCGGGUGGAUCUUCAUGAAGGGUGUGGAAGAACUAAGCUCUUUUGGAUUCUCGCUCUAGCUGAUAGUAGGACGCUGAAAGCUCUGGUGGAAUUCCGCGAUGGAACACCAAGGAAACCCGUCGGAACUUCCGGGGUCUGCCGCUUUUGUGGAACCACGGGAAAUUCAGGGCUCCUGGCUAUUGGGAACGUCUGCUCGGAUCAUGAGUGUCAGGAGCAUGCGAAGAAUGCUUGUAGUAAGAUUCAUUCGUGUGGUCAUAUUUGUGGAGGGGUCAGAAAUGAGAAAAAUUGCCUGCCUUGUUUGCAUCGUUGCCAGGCGAGUAGUGAUCUGAAGCAGGAUGCUGAUGACAUGUGCAUGAUUUGUUUUACGGAGGCUUUGUCAUGUGCGCCGGCGAUUCAGCUGCAAUGUGGACAUGUUUUUCAUUUACACUGCUGUCGGAAUGUUUUAAUGAAGAGGUGGGUUGGACCUAGGAUCACUUUUGGAUUUUCUUUCUGUCCGAUUUGUAAAGUUCCGAUUGAACAUCCUACUUUGGUGGACCAAUUGACUAGUAUCAAGGAACUUUAUACGGAUGUCAAGAGGAAGGCGCUCAUGCGGCUGGAGUAUGAAGGGCUACAUAAGGCCGAAGCGGUGACUGCACCUGGAGGACGUUACUACAAGGAUCCAGCAGCGUAUGCCAUGGACCGGUAUGCUUACUACGUGUGUUACAAGUGUCAGAAGGCUUACUACGGAGGUGAAGCACGUUGCGACGCUCAACUAGGAGGCGAAACCUUCGACCCCACAGAAUUGGUUUGCGGGGGUUGCAGCGACGUGGCAAGGGCUCAGAUGUGUCCCAAGCAUGGAGCUGACUUCCUCGAGUACAAGUGUCGGUACUGCUGUUCGACGGCCGUCUUCUUCUGCUUUGGAACCACACAUUUCUGUAAUCCAUGCCACGAUGACUUCCAACGGGUUACCAAUAUUUCCAAAAGCGAAUUGCCUUCUUGUCCAGCUGGUCCACGAGGGAAACAACUAGAAGGCGAUGAAUGUCCACUUCAUGUGAAACAUCCGCCAACAGGAGAAGAAUUUGCUCUUGGCUGUGGAAUUUGUCGUAACGCGCACACAUUCUAAAUAAAAAAAAAAAAAAAAAUAUAAUACUGUGUCUCUGGAUAGAUUCUCAAAUUUUCAACAAUCUACUUAAAUUUAAAGUCUUACUUGCUGGGUUGCUGAAUUUUUUUAAAAUGAUAAUAAUAUAA
Molecule: messenger RNA, 14627 nt
Organism: Cotesia glomerata
Lineage: Eukaryota; Metazoa; Arthropoda; Insecta; Hymenoptera; Braconidae
Gene: hiw
Product: E3 ubiquitin-protein ligase MYCBP2
Exons: 24
Coding region: 181-14502 (4773 amino acids)
Cellular component (GO): nucleus
Source: RefSeq, a predicted model, not a curated record